AUAUCUGUGCAGCAAUCAGAAAUCAGGCAGAGACAGCGAUCGCGCUGAAUGGAUCUACCUAAGAGCUCUGCCAUCUCCUUUCUCUCUGUCUCUGUCGUUCUCUGGCCCCUGUGUUAUGUUUAGCGUGAUUUCAGGAGAUCUGCAACUAUUAGAAACCCCAGCCCCGUUCUUCUACAAACCCUCUUGACAAAGUUAUUUGAACUUAAGAUCUGUUCUGCGCUUUUUGAAGAUGAAACGUUUGGCUCUAUAUCUGUUGGCAUUCUGGUGCUAUGUCUGGCAAACACAGGCUGAAUUCUUCACAUCAAUAGGUCAGAUGACAGAUUUAAUUUAUGUGGAAAAAGACUUGGUGAAAUCUCUGAAAGAAUAUAUAAAAGCAGAAGAGAGUAAAUUAACAAAAAUUAAAAGUUGGGCUGAAAAGCUGGAUCAACUGACACACACAUCAACCUCUGACCCAGAAGGAUAUCUGGGUCAUCCAGUGAAUGCAUACAAACUCAUGAAGCGAUUGAACACGGAAUGGCUAAAACUAGAAAGCUUAGUUCUACAGCAAACUUCUGAUGCAUUCAUCGCUAAUCUCUCAAUCCAAAGGGAGAACUUUCCCACUGAUGAAGAUGAGAGUGGAGCUGGGAAGGCCCUUUUACGUUUGCAGGACACCUACAGACUGGAUUCUGAAAGUAUUUCCAAGGGCAAGCUACCAGGUGCACAGCAUAUUGUCUCUCUGACGGUUGAGGAUUGCUUUGAGCUGGGGAAGAUAGCAUACAAUGAUGCUGAUUACUACCACACUGUACUGUGGAUGCAGCAAACCCUUAAACAGCUGGAGGAAGGGGAGCCCAGUGUCAUAACCCAGGCCGAAGCUCUGGAUUAUCUCAGCUACUCCGUGUACCAGAUUGGUGAUAUCCGGCGUGCUAUUGAUCUGACAAACCGCCUAAUUGCAGUUGAUCCAACACACUUAAGAGCCCAAAGUAACCUCCAUUACUUUAAGAACAUUCUGCAUGAAGAAGGACAAAGUGAUCAAAGAACAAAUGAAGAUGUUUAUCAAUCCCAGUCAAAGGAGGAAGUCUACAGGCGUCCAGAAACCUAUCUAUCUGAGAUUGAUUCUUAUGAAUCUUUGUGCAGAGGGGAAGGAAUUAAAAUGACAAAUCGUAGGCGAGGCAGGCUGUUUUGCCGCUAUCAUAAUAACAACAACCACCCACGCUUAAUUAUCGCCCCAAUCAAAGAAGAGGAUGAGUGGGACAGUCCGCACAUUGUCCGUUACCAUGAGAUGCUGUCUGAUGCAGAAAUUGAAAAAAUUAAAGAGCUAGCCAAGCCCAGGCUGGCUCGAGCAACAGUGCGUGACCCUAAAACGGGUGUUCUAACUGUAGCCAAUUACAGAGUGUCAAAAAGCGCGUGGUUGGAUGAUGAUGAAGAUCCCGUUGUGAAUAAAGUCAAUCAACGAAUAGAGGACGUCACAGGCCUGGAAGUAGACACUGCGGAGUUACUUCAGGUAGCAAAUUAUGGAGUUGGAGGACAGUACGAGCCACAUUUCGAUUUCUCUAGACGCCCUUUCGACAGCAACCUUGCGACGCAGGGGAAUAGACUAGCUACGUUUCUAAAUUAUAAAGAGGAACAGGAUGCUUUCAAAGAAUUAGGCACUGGGAAUCGUCUUGCCACUGUUUUAAACUACAUGAGUGAUGUUCCAGCAGGAGGAGCCACAGUAUUUCCUGACUUUGGUGCUGCCAUAUACCCCAAAAAGGGCACAGCAGUAUUUUGGUAUAACCUCUUUAGAAGUGGAGAAGGUGAUUAUAGAACACGGCAUGCAGCCUGUCCAGUAUUAGUAGGAAGUAAAUGGGUUUCCAAUAAAUGGAUCCAUGAGAGGGGACAAGAGUUCAGGAGACCAUGUGGAUUGACAGAAGUGGAUUGAAUUUAUGAGCCUUGGCAUUAUCCCUGUUUACAUCCUUCUCUUAUUUUAUCAGGACAAACAAGCAGUCAGGAUUUGAUUUCUUCCCCUUCAAGUGCCAAUCAGCUUGUGCAUUCCACUUUGAUCAGAUCACGUUAUUUUCAUUCCAAAUGAUUUCUUUUCUCCACCCCUCUCCACCCCAAAAUAAAGACCCAAUGUUUCUCAAUGAGGGGCGAAAUACAUUUUGUGGUAUCUUCAAUUUGUCAGCCACUCCCUACAGGAACAUUGUUCAACCUAAGUGGCAACAAGUAUUCUUUGCUGUCUGGGAGAAGACAGCAACCUUUCCUCUCUCUGAAAAGAAGUGGAUAAAAAAUAUCAGAGCAUUCAUUCAUCCUUCUAUCCUCCUACCUUACGAAUUGUAGCAGAAGAAAAUGUGCAGUUUGGACUCAAGGUUCCUCCACUUGGAUACAGCUCCAUGCUUCUCCUGUUCUCACACAUCAAAGGCAGCUUUCUCUUCAGCAAUCUCUGCCUUAUAAGAGGUUUAAAACCUUCUUGAAGCAUUCCACUUAAGAAAAGUAUUGACGUGAAAAUUGUUUGGCCAUUCUAAUUCAAGCUACCUAUUUACGGAGGAGAUUCUCCUAUCAUCAUUUUGUCAAUUAAUUUUUGUUUUGUGAAAUUCUUCAAUGGACUUUCAUUUCUUUUUUUUCAGUAUCUGAUCACCUUUUGCAAAAUUACAGCAGUUGGGAUGUCUUUUAAGCGCUAAAUAAUGCAAAUCUCUCCUAAAUUUCAAAAAGAUCAUUUUUAGUGAUCAUCUUGAUUCUUUCCCAGUCUGUUGCACUGUGAAUGAGAGCUGGUUCCUGGAUUAAUAUGUAGCAUCCUAAGAGGAAGACCAUUCACCAUUUUCUAAGGCAAACUGAGAGGGAUAAGCAUCAGAUGGAGCUUUGUCAGUAUUUCUCACAUCCGGAGAAUGGAAGUAAGAAAGAUGGACCACAAUGUGCACAUGAACCUGAACAAUUUUGUGGAAAAACAUCAAUCAUUCCAACUUGAGCCUUCUCAAAAAUAUUGAUUUUCAUCAAAGAUUCAUGCUGAGAAAAUUAUACAACUUCAUACAAAGUCCAUAUCUGUAAUGUUCCUUUUUUUCCCUUAACCCAUCCAAGUUGGAAUCAUAACAUAGCUCUCCCCUCCCCUCCCCGGACUCCUGAAAGUCCCCCACAACCUUCAACCCCAGCGACAGAACACCUGUCACGGCCUAUUCAUUACUGUCAAUACAGAUAAAUCGAAGGUCUUGUAUUUUGAUAGUGAGCUUUCAUAUUCUUUGGGAAAACAGAGACCAAAUGAGGGAGAUGAACAAAGGGACCCAGCCAUCCAAAUACAGAAAGUAGCCCAGAAGACCCAGGUUCAAAUCCCAACAUCAUAACAUGUUUGAACAAGCUGAUUAAAAAUAUCUCAAAUACAGAAGCUACUCAAAUAAAGUAAUGUUGUUCAUUUCCUCAGGGAUAAAUUUGAAAAUAGUGGUCUAAUGCCCCUACCCAUGCACUAGAAGGGCUGGGUUCAAGUCUAACCUGUACUAGAGAUAUGUCGUAACAGAUUGAUUAAAAUAAGUAUAAUUGAAAAGUAGGGAAUUGAGUGAGACCCUGAUGAUAAGUUGAUUUGAGUCACUGCAUUAGAACACAUUUCCUGGUUUUCUGAUUCCUUUACUCAGAAUGAUUGGAGUGUGAAACUCCUAACCACAAGGAAUGGUUCAGGUAAAUAAAUUAGAUAAGUACAUGAGGGAAAAGGAGGUAGCGUAAUACACUGAAGUGUAAGAUGAAGGUGUGUGGUGGAGCCUCAUGUGGAGAGCAGAGCAGAAUGGGCUAUUUCAUUCUCUUUCUUCAUGGGUUGUGAGUCUUGCUGACAAAGGUCAACAUUGACUGUGAUCCCUAAAGAAGGUGGUGUUGAGGCUGCUUGAUGUGAUGCUAUGCAUUCCACAUAGAUUAUUCUGUGCCCGAAAGGGAAAACAAAAUAGAUCUUGCCUUUGCGGAUUCUAAAUGAGAAUCUGGUGAUUUUUUUAGUAAAGAAGGGCUUUGCCAGGACACAAUUUAAGACUUAAAACUUUUUAAAGUUUUAACAGGUCAGUUAUCUCCCUGCAGUUUUGUAUAACUUAUAUGAAAGCCAAGAUACUUAGUCACCUUUGUGACAUUGGAUCUUGAAACAGAAUCUGUCACCCUUGUGUAAAUGAACUUAAAUCUGCGGAAACUGGAAGGUUGAAUGUAGCCUGUAAUUUCUAUCUUUCAAAAGCUGUAUGCUUCACUUUGACUCCUGUGAAACCCUGAAAACAGCUUGAAUUGCUCUAAAUAUUUUCCCUCACCUGUCCUGUCAAUCACAUAGACUGUUGGGAACCCAUAGAAACACAAGAUUGCCUGUGUAAUUCUCUCUAUGCUGCUUUUACCAAUUUCACUCCAAAGAUCAGGGAUGGGAAAGUUCUCCUCUUCCUGCUAAGUUUGAUUGGGUCGUUGCAAUUGUAGAAUAUUGCUGAUGUUUGAUUUAAUUUGUCUUUUUAUUUUUUGUUUUUGUUGCAUAGAGUUUCUUUAAAUACAGAGUGGUUUUGUUAACUUUUUAAGGAAAAAUCUUAACGUUAUUAAAUUUGGUUUGGUUUUUGUUUGUAUGGAGCACAAAUAGCUCAAAAUUACUGGAGGAAGUUGUGGUCCAACUGUUAACUUUGUUAGGAUGAAUGAAUAAAACAAGAAAAUCAGAUGAAUGGG
This is a messenger RNA of Chiloscyllium plagiosum (whitespotted bambooshark), 4614 nucleotides long. RefSeq names its product prolyl 4-hydroxylase subunit alpha-2-like. The record is from RefSeq and is a predicted model, not a curated record. Gene Ontology annotation, cellular component: endoplasmic reticulum. Gene Ontology annotation, molecular function: L-ascorbic acid binding; iron ion binding; procollagen-proline 4-dioxygenase activity. Gene Ontology annotation, biological process: peptidyl-proline hydroxylation to 4-hydroxy-L-proline. Lineage: Eukaryota; Metazoa; Chordata; Chondrichthyes; Orectolobiformes; Hemiscylliidae.